AUGCCUCUCGACGGACACAGCUACCUGACAUCGUACGGAUGGUCAGGCAAAGGUGCGGGCCUUCGCACGGGCGCCAUCGACAGGCCCCUUGCUAUCCCCCAAAAACGAAACCUCGCUGGUGUAGGCAAGGACCGUGAUGAGGCAUUCCCCUUCUGGGACCACCUAUAUUCAGCUGCCACAAAAGCUAUCACCAUCAAGAUAGCAGAUGAUGAUGAUGAUGACGACGACGACGACGAUCAAAACGAGGAUUCAUUAAGGUCCACGACACUUCAACUAAAACGAACCACGACAGGCAUCAUCUCGAAUAGAAGACCGUUGUCGGGUACCCCUGCAUCCGGAAUAGCUACCCCAGACUCAGACAUCUACCCACGCAUCUCCGUAAUGACCAUUGCGAAACGCGAGGCUGCAAGAAAAGGCUUAUACUCUCGAUUUUUCCAUGGGCCAACAUUAGCCCCUGAUGAUCCCAGCAAUUUGUCAUCAUCCCCUACACCAUCCCCCCUGCAUUCUGCCGAUUCAACUCCCGAAAGAGAUAUUGCUCCUCAGACUGACGUCCCAAGCAGGAAGCAAAGUACAAAGCGAAAAUUGUCAGAGCUGCUCGAGACUCGAGAGCAACGGAAAGAAAGAAAAAGACUGAAACGAGAGAAAAAAGAGAAGAGAGCAGCAGAAGCUAGGCAAGAAAAGUCCGUACUACAUGGUUUCGAGACGAAGGACGAGCGUAGGGCGCGGAAGGAAGCCAAGAGGGCUAUGAAAAGAUUGGAGGCAAAUUCUCCUGAUAUUGCAGAAUUUGGAAAACCCCCUGCAACUGGGGAUGUGGUCUUUACGAGCUUCGAUCAGCCUCCAUCACAGGGGCAAUGUGAGAUAUCCAUAGAUGCUUCUCCUCAGGUUGACGACCCUGCAGCCGAGGACAACAUAGAUACAAAGAAGAGGAAGAAGAAGAAGAAGAAGAGAGAAAAGAAAGAUCCUUAAUUUAGCAUUUCGUCCACCACUGCAGCUGUAGGUUUAUGC
Suillus plorans is the source of this 1005-nucleotide messenger RNA. RefSeq lists its product as uncharacterized. Bases 1 to 966 code for a protein of 321 amino acids. NCBI's taxonomy places the organism in Eukaryota, Fungi, Basidiomycota, Agaricomycetes, Boletales, Suillaceae. The record is from RefSeq and is a predicted model, not a curated record. The transcript has 3 exons.